Molecule: messenger RNA, 3052 nt
Organism: Phragmites australis (common reed)
Lineage: Eukaryota; Viridiplantae; Streptophyta; Magnoliopsida; Poales; Poaceae
Product: ent-kaur-16-ene synthase, chloroplastic-like
Exons: 15
Coding region: 432-2837 (801 amino acids)
Biological process (GO): diterpenoid biosynthetic process
Molecular function (GO): terpene synthase activity; magnesium ion binding
Source: RefSeq, a predicted model, not a curated record
GGACUGUGGGAGAGCUUUUUUGUGGAGUCCUCUGACUGACAGUGAGGCAAAGGUGUCCUCCACUCUUCCCGGCGCCUGCUGCAGAUCGCUUCUCUGAUUUCUCCCCUAAGAUUCCAAGCACUCGCACAUUCUUCUUUUUUCUAAAUUUUUCCUCUUUCUUUGCUUAUUUCUCCCCAAAUUCUUCCCGUCGCAGUCCCCGAAUUGUUGUUCCAUCAUUUCCAUCCAUCCCCGCAAUAAGUUUGUUGCGCCUCACCGCCGGCGACCGGACGCAGCAAACCGGGUCUCUUCCCACCGAAUCCUUGUCUCCUCGUGUGGCGAUUUCAUCUUUUGCUGGUUCCUCUUCGGCUCUUCUUCUUCGGAGGGCAAAAUCAAUCUUAGCUGACACCACAUUUGUACCCAAGGUUUUUCAUCAGGGGGUUUAACUGAACCCGAUGCCCCACGUUAAGACCGCCCCUGCCAGCUGCUGCUCACCUCGCGGGGUGAUUCCGCCGCGAUCGAGCAGAGCGUCUCGUCUUGUGUUCAAUAGAGCAUAUGAGAAGAGGUUGGUAGCAGAAAAUGCAAGCUCGCAAAACAUGCAUAGGAAGGAACUGGAGGAUAGAAUAAGGAAGCAGCUCCAGGGACCUGAACUACCACCAUCUUCAUAUGACACGGCAUGGGUUUCUAUGGUGCCCUUGCGAGGUUCUGAUCAGUCUCCUUGCUUCCCACAAUGUGUUGAGUGGAUACUACAGAACCAACAGGAUGAUGGAUCUUGGGGUAUCAACCAAUUAGGCUCGUCAGUUAACAAGGAUGUUCUGCUAUCCACAUUGGCAUGUGUUCUUGCAUUAAAGAGAUGGAAUGUUGGCACGGAGAACAUGUGGAGAGGACUCGACUUCAUUGGAAGGAAUUUCUCUGUUGCUAUGAAUGAGCAGAUUGCUGCUCCUAUAGGUUUCAACAUCACUUUUGCUGCUAUGCUUAGCCUUGCCAUCGAUACAGGUCUAGAAUUUCCUAUCAGACAAACUGAUGUCAAUGAGAUUCUUCACCUCCGGGAGAUGGAAUUGAAAAGACAGGCUGUGGACAGUUCUUAUGGAAGAAAAGCAUAUAUGGCCUAUAUCACAGAAGGAUUAGGAAACAUGCUGGACUGGAAUGAAGUUAUGAGAUUCCAGAGGAAGAAUGGAUCAUUGUUCAACUCUCCUUCCACAACUGCUGUUGCGUUAAUCUACAAGUAUGAUGAUCAAGCCCUCCAAUACCUAAAUUCACUCGUCAGUAAAUUUGGCAGUGCAGUGCCAGCAGUGUAUCCACUAAAUAUACAUUGUCAGCUUUCAAUGGUGGAUGCCCUUGAAAAGAUGGGAAUUUCUCAGCAUUUUAUCAGUGAAAUAAAGAGCAUCCUGGACAUGACAUACAUUUGCUGGUUACAGAAGGAUGAGGAACUCACGAUGGACAUAGCAACAUGCGCAAUGGCAUUUCGCCUUUUAAGGAUGAAUGGAUAUGAUGUUUCCUCAGAUGAGCUGUCUCAUGUUGCUGAAGCUUCCACUUUCUGUAAUUCACUUCAAGGAUAUCUAAAUGAUACAAAAUCGGUACUGGAACUGUACAGGGCUUCAAAAGUCAGCUUAUCCGAUAAUGAUUUGAUCUUAGAUAGCAUAGGCUCCUGGUCAGGAAAUUUAUUGAAGGAUAAGUUGUGCUCUAAUUGGGUGCAAAGAACCCUGAUCUUUGGAGAGAUGGAGAAUGCUCUUAAGUUUCCCUUCUAUGCUACACUGGAGCGUCUAGAACACAAGAGAAACAUUGAACAUUUUGAUGCUAGGGGUUCUCUGAUGCUAAAGACAGAAUGCUUGCCUUUUCGUGCAAAUCAAGAACUUCUAGCUUUGGCCAUUGAAGAAUUCAGUUUCUCUCAAUCUGUUUACCAGGAUGAACUUCGGCAUCUUGAUAGUUGGGUGAAGGAGAACAGGCUGGACCAGCUACAGUUUGCUCGGCAGAGGUUGACAUAUUGCUAUCUGUCUGCUGCUGCUACCAUAUUUGCUCCCCAAUUGUCUAAUGCUCGCAUUUCAUGGGCUAAAAAUGGUGUUCUCACAACUGUUGUUGAUGACUUCUUUGAUGUUGGGGGGUCAAAAGAGGAAUUACAAAACCUGAUAUCAUUAGUUGAGAAGUGGCAUGAGCACCACGACGAGGAGUUCUGCUCAGAGCAAGUAGAAAUAGUAUUUUCUGCUAUUUAUUCUACAGCGAACCAGUUUGGAGCAAAGGCUUCCACAGUGCAAGGCCGUGAUGUUACGAAACACCUAGCGGAAAUAUGGUUACAUCUAUUGAGGUCUAUGAUGACAGAGGCAGAAUGGCAGAGGAGCCAAUAUGUGCCAACAGUUGAAGAAUACAUGACAAAUGCAGUUGUCUCAUUCGCAUUGGGUCCGAUUGUUCUCCCAGCAUUGUAUUUUGUCGGACAAAGGCUCUCAGAGUAUGUUGUCAAUGACCAAGAGUACAAUGAAUUGUUUAGGCUAAUGAGCACUUGUGGCCGUCUCCUCAAUGACAACCAAAGCUUUGAGAGGGAAGGUGGCGAGGGGAAGCUGAAUAGUGUUUCACUACUUGUUCUUCACAGUGGUGGUUCUAUGUCCAUUGAAUCAGCUAAAAAGGAGACGCAGAAGUCCAUAGACACUUCUAGGAGAAACUUGCUGAGAUUGGUUCUUAGGAAAGAAAGUGCUGUUCCUAGGCCAUGCAAGGAGCUAUUCUGGAAGAUGUGUAAGAUACUUCACCUGUUCUACUUUCAAACGGAUGGAUUUAGCUCUCCAAAGGAAAUGGCCGGUGCAGUGAACGCGGUUAUCAACGAGCCACUUAAACUCCAAAUUAGCAAUUCAUUUUUGUCUAUUUCAUCAUAAAACUAAGGAUUUCCUGUUUUUUAUCCUGUUCAUGUGAAUCAAAGGCAGCAACAGCUAGCACAAGACAGUGUAACUGGCCUGAUGUAACGAUUGAUCAAGGUAGUUCUUUUUGGCUGCCACUGUGUUUUAUCGAUCAAGGAUCAAGGUUUAGAAAGAACUGUUAUUCUUUGAUAGUGACAGUUCUUUGUUAUCUUUUAUAAGAUUUUGAUUAAGAA